AUGGUCGACGUGAACGGGAAAAAGGUACUCGUAGGCUAUUGGCACAACUGGGCUUCUAAAAAUGAUGGUUAUCAGAAAGGAACUUCUUCCUCGAUUUCGUUAUCAGAAGUAAGCGAAGCAUAUAAUGUGGUUGCUGUUUCGUUUAUGAAGAGUGAUGGGACCACACGUAUUCCUACCUUUAAGCCGUACAAUAAAUCAAAUAGGGCAUUUCGAGCAGAAGUCUCGACCUUGAAUGCUCAAGGCCGAACAGUCCUCAUCUCAUUAGGCGGUGCGGAUGCACACAUCGUGUUGGAAAGAGGGGAUGAGCAAGCACUUGCAGAUGAAAUCAUCCGAUUAGUCGAAACUUAUGGGUUUGAUGGUUUAGAUAUCGAUCUGGAACAAAGCGCGAUCACAGCAGGUGACAACCAAACCGUCAUCCCCGCUGCUUUGAAGUUAGUAAAAGAUCAGUAUCGUGAACAAGGAAAGAAUUUCGUGAUUUCAAUGGCCCCAGAGUUCCCUUAUUUGAAAAAAUCGGCUUAUCAAACAUAUAUCAAGUCAUUAGAAGGAUACUAUGAUUUUAUUGCCCCUCAAUAUUACAACCAAGGUGAGGAUGGUGUCUGGGUAGAUGAGAUAAAUAAAUGGGUUGCUCAAAACAAUGAUCGAUUGAAGUAUGAGUUUCUCUAUUAUUUAACUAAUUCAUUGAUCCAUGGAAAGGGAGGGUUCUUGAAGAUACCUAAUGAUAAAUUAGUCAUCGGUCUUCCAGCAAAUAAAGAUGCCGCUGGUAGUGGUUAUGUAAAAGACCCAAAAGCUGUUUACCGCACAUUCAACCGACUGGCACUAGACGGUAAACCCAUCAAAGGCCUAAUGACAUGGUCAGCGAACUGGGAUACAGGAAAAGAUGCAAAAGGUGUCCCUUAUGAGAAUGAAUUUGUUACUCGAUACCAACAGGCGAUCCAACCUUAA
Messenger RNA from Ostertagia ostertagi, 942 nucleotides. The record is from the annotation of a GenBank genome assembly. Lineage: Eukaryota; Metazoa; Nematoda; Chromadorea; Rhabditida; Trichostrongylidae.